CCCUUUUACCGGAAGGUUACAAAUACCGACUUCCGAUUAGAAGACAGGGCGACCGAACUAACAAGCCAUGUGGUAUCUGAAAAGAAUUGGAGGAAUAAGGCUUACCAACCCACGAUGUCCACCCUAUCAGGCUGUGAUCAAUGGAAAAUGGUUCAAGAAACUUUUCUACUUCCUGCUGUUCCUCGGAUUCCUGUAUACUUUCUUCAUCAUUACACAGUGCUGGAAAAUCUACCUGUAUGAUAUGAUGGGUUGGGAACGAGAGAAAUUUAUAUGUGUAAAAUUCCGAGGACGUCUGGCCAAUCAGAUGUUUGACUACGCCUUUCUCUAUGCUUAUGCCCAUAAGAAGGGUUUGUCUAUGAUUGUUCCUCCAUCCGACCUGACAAAGGCUUUUGGAAUCCAACCAAAGACCGGAGACCAGUAUGGGUUCAGUAGAUAUACGUGCUGGUGUUUCUGGACGAUAGAUGACAAAUGGAAUUGUGCUUAUGAUUCCUCAUUUGAAGAGUUAGAAAAGAAUAAAGAUUUAUCUUUUAGAGGAUUUUUCCAGUCAUGGAAGUAUUGGAAAGAUUAUGAUGCAGACUUGCGUAAGAUUUUUGUUUUUCAAGAUGAUAUAAAGGACAAAGCAAGGUCUUAUAUGAAGAAAAUUUUGAAAGAAACUGGAAAGAAACCGCAACAGGGUUCUGUUUUAGUAGGAAUACAUAUAAGACGCGGGGAUCACAUUGAAAGGAGCGACGUUAAUUAUGGCAAACUUGUAGCUACAGAAGGCUAUCUUGAUAAUUCAAUGGGCUAUUUCCGACGGAAAUAUAAAGAUGUUCUUUUUGUGGUGAUUUCUGAUGAUAUAUUGUGGACAACCAAUACUUUACAGAAAUACGACGAUGUGUACAUUGUAACCGGUAAUUCUGGCGAAGUAGAUAUGUGUCUUCUUACAUUGACCAACCACACCAUCAUGUCGGUCGGAACCUUUGGCUGGUUUAUUGGGUGGAUGACCAAUGGAACCAUGAUUUAUUAUAAGAACGUAGCGAGACCCGGAUCUGGGUAUGAAUGGGAAUUCGGACCAGGUAUCCAAGACCACUUCUUACCUCACUGGAUCGGGAUGGAGUAAUGGAGCCUGUUAUUUGGAGGUGUUUCUCGAGCUCACAGACUUGUGUUUGUUGUCCUUGAUCUGUAUCAUUCUGAUGUGUUGACCUUGACUAGUAUCUCAAGGGUGGUAACUUUUGUUUUGCAUUGUUUGUGAAAUCCAAGAUAUAUAUAAUUAUUAGUUAUUGCUGAAGCAUAAACAGAUAUAUCUGAAUUAUAUCAGUUUUCUGUUCAAAGCAUUGCUAUCCCUGAUUUAUUAAAAUUAUUAUUUACAUCAAGGAUAACCUCAUCUUACUGUUUUUAACUCUUAAAGAAAAAUAUUUUGAGUCUGUUUGAAAUUUAAUGGGGUUUUUUUCUGGUGGAAAGAGCAAAGAAUCUUCAGGCUAAUGGAGAGUCACACUCACUGUUUUAAAAAUGGGACAGUAUAUUUUCUCCGACAUUUUCAGGUGCAUUCCCAUUUUGUUCAGGAAAAGAUUGAUAGAAUCUUUCACUAACUACGGGUAGCAGAAAAAUUUCAAUAGAACGGGCAAGUUUCAUAAAUGAUUAUAGCUGAGGUUUUGCUAAUCUAAAGGCCAGACAUUUAAAAAUAUUACCAGAGGGUCAAGAUUUUUCUGUCUUUCUCCCGAAGGGGUAAAUUAUUAUUUCACUCCCACAUGAAAUAAACAUUGAUUGCAUGGAUUUUCAUGUCAACAUAUAGUCCGAGUUUCCUUUGGCUCUAACACCAAACUUUGAUACUUUGACAUACAGAUGUCUGGUGAAGGCACCUGACAUCUCUAUGUCAAAAUGUCUAAGACUAGUGUUAGGGCCAGAGGAAACUCGGGCUAUGUUGACAUAUGACGUCAAACAAGAUCGGUCUUGGAAAUCUUCUCCUCUUUACCUAUGGCCUAUAUAUUGGGUAAGACAAUCAAACACAUUUCCUGUCUAUAUCACACUUAAGGGAUGGCCUAUAUUGACAGGUAGUCUUUACCCGACUAGGGAAACAGUUCACACCUGUUUUUGAAAAUGUGGACGUCACCACCUUAGAAUAGGAAUCCAUCUUAUAACAUUACAAGUGUAACAGUAAUGUAAGUUUUGGAACCUGUGUGAAAACAGCAGCAAUCUUCGACAUGAUGAUAUUCUUGAUAUUUUUUUUUAGUUAAAUAAUGUUAUACUUUUGUAAGUUGUGAUGCCAUAAUGUAACAAUGUGAACAGUAUUUAUAUGAUAUAUAAAUUAGAGGUUCACUGUGCCUAAGGUCACUUAAGGGAUUUCACUGUCACGGGGAGGCCUCAAUGAUAUUUAUAGGGGCAAUGCUAUUAUGUAUUGUCAACCUAUAAUAAAGUUAUAUCUAAUUGUAUCACACAUCAGUAACAAGCUUUUUGUUUCACCAGUUAGUCCAAAUUCUACAGUUUUAUGAUAAACAGUCCUCCAGCCACUGGACUUGCGUUACAAGGUACGCUUAUACAAUUACUGUACAUUAACUGGCAGUAUGUCCAUCACUUAGUCAGAUAAACUCAAGUCUCUAAGUCUAUUUCUUUUAUAGUAUUCAAUUUAGCCAGAGUCACGUGUUACAAACAUACUAAUGUCGAAUACCAUAUAUGACAAUGCAAUAGGUAACUCGGUAAAAGAUUUGACUCGGCACACAUCAUCGAAUGUUUGUGAUGUGAUGUCGUUUUGAUAUUUAGGUUGGUUUUAGACAAAGAAUUGCAGCAAGGGUCAUGUGACUUCACAUGCUGAUGUGCCUUGAUGAGUACAGCAUGUUUCAUGACAUUAUUGAGACCUUCAUCUUGGUCCUUGACCUCUGUGACCUUGGUCAAGUUAUUCCCAGUUAUGGAUGAAAGUAGCUCAUUGGUCACAUAAAUGUAAAUUCACCCUCUCUAUGCUCCUCUAUGAGAACAGCAUGUUGCAUGACUUUUUGGUAACUUGACCUUUUGGUAACUUGACCUUUUGGUAACUUGACCUUUUGGUAACUUGACCUUUUGGUAACUUGACCUUUGGUAACUUGACUCAUGCUUAAGUGUGGGAGUCGGUCAUCAGUGUCUUUCAGACUCAUUUCUAGUUAAUUAAGUACUAUAAUUCUGUUUUGCAUAGCAAAAACAAUAUGCCUAUGGACAAAUCAUUUUGGUAUGUAAAAUGUUUUUGAAUGUAGUUUUGUUGCACAUAUACAAAUUAUAUCCCUGAAAUUUCAUAAUGAACAAUUGCAUCCUUUGCCUUGAAAGAGUUCAAAUGUGUCUUCAGGGGUGAAUGAGUUAAUGAGGAAAAACUAGUCAUCAUGACUACAUCAUCCCUGUACAGGUUUACGUGUGUUUCUUGUGUUUUGUUGAAAAUACAAUAAAAAACAUAUAUUAUUCCAAAGA
This is a messenger RNA of Mizuhopecten yessoensis (Yesso scallop), 3408 nucleotides long. Its product is annotated as galactoside 2-alpha-L-fucosyltransferase 3-like. Lineage: Eukaryota; Metazoa; Mollusca; Bivalvia; Pectinida; Pectinidae. The transcript has 3 exons. The coding region runs from base 68 to 1099 and encodes 343 amino acids. The record is from RefSeq and is a predicted model, not a curated record. Gene Ontology annotation, molecular function: galactoside 2-alpha-L-fucosyltransferase activity. Gene Ontology annotation, biological process: carbohydrate metabolic process. Gene Ontology annotation, cellular component: membrane.